This is a messenger RNA of Condylostylus longicornis, 402 nucleotides long. Its product is annotated as programmed cell death protein 5-like. Bases 1 to 402 code for a protein of 133 amino acids. The transcript has 3 exons. Lineage: Eukaryota; Metazoa; Arthropoda; Insecta; Diptera; Dolichopodidae. Gene Ontology annotation, molecular function: DNA binding. The record is from RefSeq and is a predicted model, not a curated record.
AUGAAUCCCCAGGAACGGCAAGCUGCCGAUUUGCGUGCGCUUUCAAUGGCACAAAUGCAGCAACAACAAGGGCAGGUAAGUCAGUCGUAUGUGAACGAAUGCACUUUGGGGGUGUUACAGCAAACCGCGAUGAACGAGCAAAUGGAGGCACAAAAACAAGUGGCUCUCGUCAAACCAGAGAAGGCGAAAGCAGCCGAGAACUAUCUUCUUCAGGUAAGAGGAAGGAUUCAAAACUGUGGCCAUGUCUCCACUCAGCUUAUUCGGGGUGGUGCUGCUCAACGUGGGCAGAUUGAUGAAGAAACAGUUCGUGGCGUUUUAGAGAAAAUGAGUGAAGCUUCAGGAAAAGGAAGUGGGUUUCGUAGAAAAAAAUUCGGGUCUGACGAUGAAGAUGAUGAUUUCUGA